Molecule: messenger RNA, 4541 nt
Organism: Scleropages formosus (Asian bonytongue)
Lineage: Eukaryota; Metazoa; Chordata; Actinopteri; Osteoglossiformes; Osteoglossidae
Product: pyridoxal-dependent decarboxylase domain-containing protein 1-like
Exons: 22
Coding region: 201-2579 (792 amino acids)
Biological process (GO): carboxylic acid metabolic process
Cellular component (GO): intracellular membrane-bounded organelle
Molecular function (GO): carbon-carbon lyase activity; pyridoxal phosphate binding
Source: RefSeq, a predicted model, not a curated record
GCCGGCGGGACCGCGAGCCUCGAGGCUCGAGCUGCGCGGCUAGUAGUAGUAGUAGCGCGAGCUCAGCUAGCAAAGGCGGCAAACACGCACUGAUAUACGCAAAGAAAGAGCGUGACAGACAGACAGACAGACAGACACACACACACACACACACACUGAAUGAUACACUAGUACUAGUGUGUGGGACUCAGGGUUUUAUCAUGGCGUGUCGUUCAAAAUGCGCGACGAAGCGAAGGGAAUAUCAUGAAGCGGCGACGGUGGACCCUUUGCUCGCCGAAAUGGGCAAGAACCUCAACGAAGCCAUCAAGAUUCUGGAGGACGGGCAGAGGGAGCCAGAGGAGGACAAAGAGAAGAGACGGUACAGCCGGAAGGAUAUUCCAGGGCCUCUUCAGGGCAGUGGCCAGGAUGUGACCAGUAUCCUGCAGCUGGUCCAGAACCUCAUGCACGGCGAUGAGGAAGAAGACAAACGUGAUCAUCGCAGGAUGCAAAACGUCGGGGAGCAGGGUCACAUGUCCCUGCUGGGCCAUAGCCUGGCGGCUUACAUCUCCGUGCUGGAGCGUGAACGCCUGCGCAAGCUGACCACACGCAUCCUAUCGGACACCACUCUGUGGCUGUGCCGCCUCUUCCGCUUCGAGAACGGCUCAGCGUAUUACCAUGAGGACGACCGCGACGGACUGCUCAAGGUGUGCCGCCUCGUCAUCCACACGCGCUACGAUGACUACACCACAGAUGGCUUCGUGGCCCUCAGCUCCCGGCAGCCUGUCAUCUACCAGAGUGCCGCCUGCAGGCCAGGCUUGGGACAGCACCUCUGCAGCCAGCUGGGUUUGCCCCUCUCCUGCCUUUGCUCCGUUCCCUGUAACACCAUGUUUGGAUCUCAGCACCAGAUGGAUGUCGCCUUGCUCGACAGACUCAUCAAAGACGACGUGGAUUCCGGGAAGCUCCCACUGCUGUUGAUAGCCAAUGCUGGGACCCCAGGGGCGGGACAUACCGACAAGCUGGGUCGCCUGAAGGAGCUGUGUGUUCAGUACGGCAUGUGGCUCCAUGUGGAGGGAGUGAACUUGGCAACCCUGGUUCUGGGCUACGUCACGUCCUCGGUCUUGGCGGCCACCAAGGCAGACAGCAUGACCCUGACCCCGGGACCGUGGUUGGGACUUCCUGCAGUUCCUGCUGUAACAUUAUACAGGCAUGAAGAUCCAGCCCUGUCUCUAGCAGCAGGCCUGACCUCCAGCCAACCAGUGGAGAAGCUCAGAGCACUGCCACUGUGGCUGUCCCUGCAGUACCUGGGGCAUGAUGGGAUAGUGGAGAGGAUCAAACAUGCGUCGCAGCUGAGUCAAAAGCUUCUUGACCACUUGAAGAAACUGACUUAUAUAAAGACCACGGUGGAGGAUGAGCUCAACUCACCUGUGGUGGUCUUUAGGUUCUCACAGGAAGCCAGCGCAGCAUCCAGUCGGUGCUCAGCGGAGGGAAGUUUUGGCUGGGAGAGAGAGCUCCAAGAUUCCCUGAACAGAUGGCUGGGUGAGCAGUUGGCACAGCAGGUCCCUGCCAGUGGGGUGGAUGUGGUGGAACUCGAAGAUGAGGGCAGCUGCGUCCGCUUUAACCCCCUCAUGACAGCAGCAGUGUUGGGCACCCAGGAGAGUGAUGUGCAGGCCCUGGUUGAGAAGCUGGCGGAGGUGGUGCCCCUUCUGAGCUCCACGCUGCGCCUCCGAGAGGAGUUCCGGGAGGAGGUGUAUCGCCAUACUUCCCUUGGCUACAUCGAGGACCUGAGCUGGCCAGGCCUGGGUGUGGUCAGGUACGAACCGAGAGCAGAGGAGCUUGAUGACAGCAGGAGGCAGCUGGAGGUGGAGAAGGUCAACAGCGAGUUGCUGAAGAAGCUCAAUGAGCUUGACUCGGACCUGAGCUUCUCCACUGGCCCGGAGUUUGGUCCAGAGAAGAACUGCGUGUUUGUUGGGAUGGCCACGGAAGACCUCGAUGUGGCUGAACUAGUGAACACCAUUGCUUCCCUGGGGAGGGACAUUGAGGAAAGCAGCAAGCUGUUAGAGAACAUGACAGAGGUGGUGCGGAGGGGGAUCCUGGAGGCAGAGUUAGAGCUUCAAAAGGCCAAUGAGGAGAAGCUGAUGGAGGAGGGUGUACUGCGUCAGAUCCCACUGGUUGGGUCAGUUCUCAACUGGUUCUCUCCUUCCCAGAGCUCUAUCAAGGGGAGAACCUUCAACCUUGCUGCAGGCUCCUUGGACUCAACAGAGUCCACAUACUCCACCAAGGCCCAAGCUGGUAGAGAGACUCCCCCCACUACCCCCACCUUUAGUGUUGCUCAACGAUUACCAGGGCAGCGGCUCUUCCGGCGCUCAGCCGGUGGCCAUGACACCCUCAGCGAAACCAGUUCUGUGGGCCUGGCUGAGGAGCUAUCCCUGAAGGACUGCUCCCGAAACAUGAGCACAGCAGAAAACUCCAUCGAGCUCUCCCAAAUGUCCCGGCAGGAGUCUCCGACGCCAGCUGAGUCCACCCAGGGGGAAGGGGACAAUGAUACAGAGGGGCAGUCCCAGGUGGACAAGGCCUCUGAGGCUGCUGACUCUCUCAGAUAGGGGACCCCAGGGGUGAGGCCGGAUGUGAGGUCCUCACCCAGAGAUGGGGUGGCCUGCUGAAAGACUCUGGGCCAAAUGAUGGACGGCCUGGAUCCCGGUUCUUCCAGCAGGUUACAUGAGGCAAGAGAGCGUACCAGCCAAUAUGCAAACGAACAGCACUGUAACUGGAAACUGAUAUGUAUACGUGCUUAUUUUCGUCCAAUUUAUUUUUCACCUUAAUCACAUUUAAAUUAAGACUUUGUGCACAGGAGUAAACUGUAGAAGGAACAACAAAGGAUCUCAAUUUACAGUGCAACUUGAACACAAAAAAAAUGAGGCAGAAACAUGCCCUUUAAACAGUCUCACAUGGACUUUGUAUUUUCUACACCAUAUAUCCAACAUUUCUGCAUACUUUUAACACUAUGUUUAAUUUAUGUGUUUUGGCAAUUCAAUCAAAGGGCUAAUCCUAGAGUCUUACAUAUUUAUGCUUAGACUUGUGAAAAGAGAUGUAUUAACUGUCUUGUUCUGCUAAUCAAGAAGAAAAACUGCGUUUCACUGGAAAUCAACACUGAAAACUGUGGUGAGCCGGUUGCCUUAGAUUCUGGUGUGUUGGCUGUAGACAUCUGUUGGGAAGUGCUUGAAGGAGACUUAUUUGAGAAUGUUAAAAUUAUUGCGCUUGUGUCCAUUUUUGUAAAUUUAACCGUACAUACAUUUGAUGUUCUAUUUGAAUGGCUCUUUUUCUUUCGAAAACAAGGGGACAAAAGCUGGGUGAUCUUUUUGUGAUCACCCAGUGAACGUGAGGGAAGGUAGAGAAGAGAACUAAGCUCACUUACCAAACCAAAGAGGGACAGAGUAGCUGAAAAAAGGCAGUGCCCUCACCCAGAGCGCCCUUGAACUGUGUCCCCUAUGCCUCAGACUGGCAGGGACUCGUACAGCACGUGGCAUUCCCUGAUCUGCAUCAUCUGACCAGUCACCUGCUUCAUAGUCUGGUGGUUGAGGAUUGGGGUGUUCAAAUGUGACGCUCUUUGAAAGAUGAUACAUGACCAUGACUCAUUAAUGGUUAAAUCACUGCAUCAAAUGGACAGAGACAAGCUACACAUGGUGCUAUGCUUGGUCACAGACUACUCACGUCAGUAGUGGGAUUGUGAAUGCUCCUUUUGCUAAACUACAGCCUCCGUCCUCGUCGGUUUUAUAGCUAAGAUGUGAAGUCUCAUCAUUAUCGGCCCACUUUGAAGGGAGAGUGCAUUGGCAUAAUCUUCUCUGUAAUGAUAAUAUCUGGACUAGGCGGUGUCCUGUGUUAAUCUAAAAGGCAAGGCAGUGUAUGAACAGGAGGCGUUAUUUUUCCGGAUGAAGUAAUAGAUGAAGUUCUGUACAGAAAAACCUAGAGUGAUCCUAAAUGCUCUUCUUUUAGGGCUGUAUUGCCUUUCCUCCCAGCAGCUUUAUGCCUCUUCAUGAAAUGAUAUCCUUGUCUUGCAGCUUUGGUACUUAGACCUGUUACUGUUUUAUUUCCAUUGUCAUACAUUUUCAAAGAGAACUGUUGCAGUCUUCAGCAUCGGUUGCCCUAUGUUUAAGCUCCUUUUUCAUAAAAUUUAUUUUUAUGUAUUUAAGUGCAAUUUUUCCAUUUAAAUACUUUUCAGAUCUUCAUUGUCUUCCUUGUUGAGAGCUCUUAAUUUUAAUUUUGGUGCAAUAACAAGUAGUAUAAAUUCUCAGUGGGGAAAAUUGUUUCUAAUAUAUUACAAAACUUCUAAUACUGUGGAAUUUAAAACAUGAUUUUAUGCUUUAUUUUACAAUCUGAAGGUAAUUGUGUAUUAAAUGCUUUAAAACUUCUGAAGGCAUUAAGGCAGUGGUCUGGUAGAGGCAGUUUUGAAUAUUUUAUUUGUUCUUUUUUUUGGUUUAAGAAGGCUCUGAGGACCAGUGUGGUCUUCGAAAACCAUGGAAUCUGUUGGAAUCCUGAUGACUUUAUUAAACAUGCAGUUUAUUGUA